GGUGUGUCUUGGUAAGUGAGUAAACCACACAAAUUUGCUUCCAUGAAGCUAUAGGAUUCUGGAGUGAUGUAGGUGUGUCUCUUGAGUAUAUAAAUAAGCAGAAAUGUGCCAUACUUCAAGGUGUGCCAGCGUGAUUUUUACAAGACAGCAAAAGGUUUCAGAAAGCACUAGGAAACAUGAAGACCAAACAUUUUGCUUUGCUGUGUAUCCUCAUGAUGUUCUGUCAACUGCUGCAAGCUGACAGUGAAACAGUGAAAGAGAGAAAAAGAGAGAGACUGCAUAAUGGCAGAGGGGGAAGAGCCCAGGCUGCACAUAAUAAGAAUGCCAAGGGCCAGAGAAACAGAGGACAAAGAGGCUCUCCCACAAAAGGGAAGUUUAUAACUAAAGAGAAGGCUGAAUGUUCCUGGACUUUAAAUGAGAAAGAGACCACUUUGCUAAAGGUAGACUGCAAAAAAGGAGAAGAUGCCUUUUCCUGUGCUUUUUCUGGCAGCCCACCUACCUGCCCAUGGUAUGCAGAAAACCAGAAGGUCUUCUGGAAGGAAAUCACUCGAUCUCUAAAGAAACAAAAGAAUCUCUGUAAGGACCCCAAGACUCUUUUAAAAUCUAAAGUCUGUAAGAGCGGGCCACCUACUGCCCAUCUUAGAUUGAUUAUGGAGGCCAAGCCAGAGACCCCAAUAUCCAAACAGCCAGAGAAAGAAUCCAGUGAUUGUGUGGAAGAUAUUGAUUAUGUGGAUCAGAAAAAGGUGGCUGAAGAGUACUGCUCUGAGAUGUGGCAAAACCUUUGCUACUUCAUCAUUUCAAUGAUACAAGACAAAAAAUGCAAUUAGAAAUGGACCGAGGGCCUCGAGUUAUGGGCACAACUGUCUUGCAAACAGUAUCCAGAGCAAACAAUCUGAAUUAGUGUCUGGUGCAUCCAGUCAAACUCCAAUUGUAAAAGUAAAUGCAAUGUGUUUUGUUCUUUUACUAAAAAAAAUAUGUUACUGUAACUAUUAAUCCUCUCCACCAGUCACCCAACCCUUCCUUCCUCUGUGUAACUUGGGAGAAAAGUGUCAAAUGAAAGGGAUAAAUCUAAUGGAAGGGUUGCCAGCAAUUGCUUUCUAUGUCAUAAUAUGCAAUAUGAAUACAAAGGCACAUUUUUAUAAGGCCAAUUUGAUGCUUUCACAUCAGUGCCCAAGAUGUCUAAGAACACUUUAUCAAGCAAGAUGGGAAGAAAAGGAAGUCUAGGUGGUGGGGGUGAUAUAUUGUAUUUAGGAAAGGAAGAGUAAAAAUGAGCCUUUUCAUCAAAGAUACAAUAAAACUAUUUUUCAAUGGAUCUCAGGGGUGUCUGGUGGUGGAAAAAUAUUAAAAAAGUCAAUAUGGAGGCCACAGCCGUGUAAUCAAAGUUUCAUUCCCAUUGUGGCACAGGUAAAAGAGGGCCAGGCUUGGAUAAAAUGGAUUUGUAUAGUGAGCUAUGCAAAAGUUACAAAGAUGUGAAAAGUUCCAUGUAUUGCUUCAUUCUUUCCUGUAUAUUUCUAGUCAAAAUGAUUAUUUCAGCGCUAUGCACUUUUUUUUUACUUUUGAAUGUACAUUGCUAAAAAUAAAGCCUUUUAAAAUUGUU
Ahaetulla prasina is the source of this 1597-nucleotide messenger RNA. RefSeq names its product fibroblast growth factor-binding protein 1-like. The record is from RefSeq and is a predicted model, not a curated record. The coding region runs from base 177 to 827 and encodes 216 amino acids. Lineage: Eukaryota; Metazoa; Chordata; Lepidosauria; Squamata; Colubridae. Gene Ontology annotation, molecular function: growth factor binding. Gene Ontology annotation, biological process: cell-cell signaling. The transcript has 2 exons.